AUGUCUGGCAACUUUAUAACAAACCCAUUUCCAUCCUCAUUAGAUGGAAUCGAGCAGGUUACUGCCGUGAUCGAGGAAUUUGGCCAAGAUAUCGGAUUUGGACACGAUGUGGAGAACUGUGAAGUUGUAGGAGGUUCAAACAAUUAUGUUGUGAUGUUUUCUUAUAUCCCGGACACAUCUUCAAGACCUGGCAGUCGGGAAAAGUUCAUCUUACGUACCAGGAAGAAUAAGCUUAUUGACACCACAUAUAUGGUUGACGAUUCGACGGCGAGGGCAGUUGCCGUGAUGCACACCUAUGGACAUGGGGGACCCAGUGCAUCUCUAUUGCCAAUACCGGCCAUCUUGGCUUAUGAUGGAACUUGUGACAACCCAAUCAAGUGCCCAUUCAUCAUCCAAAGAAAAGCGGCUGGCAAAACGUUAGAGGAACACUAUAAGAUUCUCAACUCAUCCAUUCCAUCCACUGACUCCUAUGACUUGACGGAGAGAUUGAAGUUUGCCGAGGAGAUUGCAAAGCUCAUUGCGAACAUGGAAAACAAUUUCACGUUUUCGGAGUAUGGUAGACUGAAUGAUUCAGGAGACAUGCCUUCAUCAGAUAUGGACUUUGUUGGUAGCACGAUGAAAAUAUGCAUUUAUGGCACACCCAUCGACACCGACGAUAUGACAAUCUCGACCAAGCCAGACUAUCAAAACUUCAUCAGCAGUUUGGUAGAUGCCUGGACCGCACCUACGACAUCACAUCCAACCCAAGCCUAUCUCAAUGAUUUGUCAAAACUUCGCCAGAUAUUCGAAGAAAUGAGUAAUGCUGGCCUUUUCGGUCGGUAUAACCACACCCCAACACUCUUCCAUCCGGAUCUGUAUCCCAGAAACGUAAUCUUCGAUUGCGUUGAACCCAGAGAUAUUGAAUUAACGGCAGUUAUUGACUGGGACGAUGCUGUGGUUCUCCCUCGUAUCAUGACUCGAAAACCACCAUAUUGGUUAUGGAAUCGCCACAGACUCCCCCCAAGUGAGCAACAAACAAUUAAGCGCCAUUUCUAUGACUAUAUUGAGCGACUGAUUCCUGGGUAUCGAAAUGAGGCUGAUGGAAGAGAAGCCGUACUUCUUCGCGCCCUGAGUAUGUACGCUUUCAGAGGACCUGGAUGGAGGUAUCAUCGGGACUUACGUUUAAGGAUUUGGUGGAAGAAUGGGAGGAUGUGA
Messenger RNA from Sclerotinia borealis F-4128, 1194 nucleotides. The record is from the annotation of a GenBank genome assembly. NCBI's taxonomy places the organism in Eukaryota, Fungi, Ascomycota, Leotiomycetes, Helotiales, Sclerotiniaceae.